This is a messenger RNA of Zalophus californianus (California sea lion), 3365 nucleotides long. It is a transcript of the gene DRC7, whose product is annotated as dynein regulatory complex subunit 7. The coding region runs from base 1 to 2610 and encodes 869 amino acids. Gene Ontology annotation, biological process: flagellated sperm motility. Gene Ontology annotation, cellular component: motile cilium. The record is from RefSeq and is a predicted model, not a curated record. NCBI's taxonomy places the organism in Eukaryota, Metazoa, Chordata, Mammalia, Carnivora, Otariidae. The transcript has 17 exons.
AUGGAGGUCCUGAAGGAGAAAGUGGAGGAGGAGGAGGAGGCCGAGCGGGAAGAGGCAGCCGAGAGGGGCGAGAAGGUUAUGAGGCCCGUGGAGAUGCGGAGGGAGGAACCGCCCAUGACGCAGGAGAUGCUCAGAGACCUAGAGAAGAAGCUGUCAGAGAUUGAGAUCGUCAUCCCGGAGCAGCCCUCGAUCAUUACCAGGGACACUUUCGACAUCUCCAAGCUCCCCCUCUCCUACCAAAGCAACACGCUCAAGGAGGAACACUUGCUGCAGGUGGCAGACAAUUUCGCCCGCCAGUAUAGCCACCUGUGCCCGGACCGUGUGCCCCUCUUCCUGCACCCGCUGAACGAGUGCGAAGUGCCCAAGUUCGUGAGCACAACCAUCCGGCCCACGCUGAUGCCCUACCCCGAGCUCUACAACUGGGACAGCUGUGCCCAGUUUGUCUCAGACUUCCUCUCCAUGGUGCCCCUGCCUGACCCCCUUCAGCCGCCCUCGCACCUGUAUUCCUCGACCACGGUGCUCAAGCACCAGAAGGGGAACUGCUUCGACUUCAGCACGCUGCUCUGCUCCCUGCUCAUCGGCGCCGGCUACGACGCCUACUGCAUCAACGGCUAUGGCUCUCGGGACCUGUGCCAAAUGGACCUGACGCGGGACGUGUGCCCGCUCACCAUGAAGCACAAGGAGGUGGUCCAGGAGGAAGAAAAGGUACCACCUAAGAAGUACGCCAUUAAACCGCCCAGAGACCUGAGCAGCAGGUUCGAGCAGGAGCAGGAAAUGAAGAAGCAGCAGGAGAUCAAAGCGGAGGAGGAGAAGCGGCGGAAGGAGGAGGAACAGCGCCUCCUGGAGGUGGAGAAAGCAAAGAUCGACCCCUUGCAUGGCCUACGGGUACACGCCUGGGUCCUGGUGCUGUCGGGGAAGCGUGAGGUGCCUGAGAGCUUUUUCAUCGAUCCGUUCACGGGGCGCAGCUACAGCACCCAGCAUGACCACUUCCUGGGCAUUGAGAGCCUCUGGAACCAUAAGAACUACUGGGUCAACAUGCAGGACUGCUGGAACGGCUGCAAGGACUUGGUGUUUGACCUGGGAGACCCUGUGAGGUGGGAGUACCUGCUCCUGGGGACAGAUAAGGCCCACCUGUCUAUGGCUGAGGACGAGGAGGACGGAAUGAAUGAUGAUGAAGAUGUGGAGAACCUGGGCAAGGAGGAUGAAGAUAAGAGUUUCGACAUGCCAUCCUCAUGGGUAGAGAAGAUUGAGAUCUCUCCGGAAGUGUUCGAGACCCGCUGCCCAAAUGGGAAGAAGGUGAUCCAGUACAAGAGGGCGAAGCUGGAGAAGUGGGCACCGUAUCUCAACAGCAACGGCCUCGUGUGCCGCCUCACCACCUACGAGGACUUGGAGUGUACCAAGACUUUGGAGAUAAAGGAGUGGUACCAGAACCGGGAGGACAUGCUAGAGCUGAAACACAUCAACAAGAGCACGGGCCUGAAUAUCGACUACUUCAAGCCAGGCCAUCCCCAGGCUCUGCGUGUGCACUCGUACAAGUCCAUGCAACCUGAGAUGGACCGCGUCAUGGAGUUUUACGAAACGGCCCGUGUGGAUGGCCUGAUAAAGCGGGAGGAGACACCCAAGACAAUGACGGAGUAUUACCAGGGACGGACUGACUUCCUCUCCUACCGCCACGUGGAUUUCGGGGAGAGGGUCAAGAAGUUGGCUCUGAACAGCGCGGAGUCAAACCCCCGGCCAAUGGUGAAAAUCACAGAGCGGUUCUCCCGCAACCCUGAGAAGCCCGCAGACGAGGACGUAGCCGAGCGCGUGUUUCUGAUCCCGGAGGAGCGCAUCCGGCUGUGCUACCACUGCUGGGACGACCGCAUCACGGCCUCCAAGCGCGAGUUCCUGCGGCACACGGAGGUGGACAGCAAGGGCAACAAGAUCAUCAUGACGCCCGACAUGUGCAUCGGCUUUGAGGUGGAACCCAUGGAGCACACCAAGAAGCUGCUCUACCAGUACGAGGCCAUGAUGAAGCUGAAGAACGAGGAGAAGCUGUCCAGACAUCAGGCCUGGGAGUCGGAGCUGGAGGUGCUGGAGAUCCUGAAGCUUCGAGAGGAGGAGGAGGAGGUGCACACCCUGACCAUCUCCAUCUAUGACGCCAAGCGCAAUGAGAAGAGCAAAGAGUAUCGGGAGGCCAUGGAGCGCGUGAUGCACGAGGAGCACCUGCGGCAGGUGGAGGCCCAGCUGGACUACCUGGCCCCGUUCCUGGCCCAGCUCCCUCCGGGAGAGAAGCUGACGCGCUGGCAGGCCAUGCGGGUCAAGGACGAGUGCCUCAGUGACUUCAAGCAGCGGCUCAUCGACAAGGCCAACCUCAUCCAGGCCCGUUUUGAAAAGGAGACCCAGGAGCUGCAGAAGAAGCAGCAGUGGUACCAGGAGAACCAGGUGACCUUGACGGCCGAGGUCGAGGACUGGUACCUGAGUUACUGCUCUCAGGCCAUGUUCCGCAUCCGCAUCCUGGAGCAGCGGCUCCACCGCCACAAGGAGCUGGCCCCGCUCAAGUACCUGGCUCUGGAGGAAAAGCUCCACAAGGACCCACGCCUGGUGGAGUUCCUGAAAGUCUUCGUCUGAUGCUCGGCCGAAGCCGAAGCUGCCAGAGCAAGAACCCGCCUCCACGGCCUGGCCCCUGUGCUCUCUACAGCCAGCAAAUGACCGUCCCCUCCAGUGCCUGACCUCACUGCCACCCCGCCUCCCAGCAGCCCUGUCUCUCCUGCUUCUCAUGACUUUCCUGUAAAUAAACACACUUUCCUUUCAUUCUUUUUUAUUAUGUUCAGUUAGCCAACAUAUGGUACAUCAUCAGUUUUUGAUGUAGUGUUCAACGAUUCAUUAGUUGCAUAUAAACACACUUUUCAUUUGCCGUCCAUACCUCAUGUUUCACAAGUUCUAGCGGAGGCUUCUUCUCCUUCCCUUCUUUAUCUAUAGCCUGAGACUCCCCCGGUCCCCACCCACCUUGGCCCCUUUCCUCAAUUGCUCCCUCUCCUUUGGAAUUCUCACCAUUGGAAUGUUCAGUCUUUGCAGCCCCCCUGCAGAUGGUCCCAUGGCCACCUUCAAACAACUGGUUAGAUCUCAACAACGUGGCUAGGGUGGCCCAGAUGACAGAGGGUGAGUGGCAAGGCCAAGGUGCAUGCUCCAGAACUUGGGAGCUCCACAUUAGACUGCAAAGAACAGCAUCCCAGCUCUGCAUCUUACCAGCCACUAUUUAGCCAUCUGUGAAAUGGGAUGGUCCUGUUGUUGUCUUAAAUAAGACUUGUAGGGCGCCUGGGUGGCUCAGUCGGUUAAGCGACUGCCUUCGGCUCAGGUCAUGAUCCUGGGGUCCCGGGAUCGAG